Cuculus canorus (common cuckoo) is the source of this 4627-nucleotide messenger RNA. It is a transcript of the gene HUNK, whose product is annotated as hormonally up-regulated Neu-associated kinase. The record is from RefSeq and is a predicted model, not a curated record. Gene Ontology annotation, molecular function: ATP binding; protein serine/threonine kinase activity. NCBI's taxonomy places the organism in Eukaryota, Metazoa, Chordata, Aves, Cuculiformes, Cuculidae. Gene Ontology annotation, biological process: intracellular signal transduction; protein phosphorylation. Gene Ontology annotation, cellular component: cytoplasm. Bases 1 to 2076 code for a protein of 691 amino acids. The transcript has 10 exons.
AUGCCGGCGGCAGCGGGUGACGGGCUGCCGGCGGACCCGUCGGUGCCGGGCGGCGGGGAGGCGCGGCGGGCGGCGGGCGCGGAGAGCAGCCUGUUGGCCGCCUGGCUGAGCGCGGCGGCGCCGCGGGAGCGGCUGCGGGACUUCCAGCACACCAAGAGGGUCGGCAACUACCUGAUCGGCAGGAAGCUGGGGGAGGGCUCCUUCGCCAAGGUCCGAGAGGGGCUGCACGUGCUCACCGGAGAGAAGGUGGCAGUGAAAGUAAUCGACAAGAAAAGAGCCAAAAAGGACACCUAUGUCACCAAGAAUCUGCGACGGGAAGGUCAGAUCCAGCAAAUGAUCCGCCACCCCAAUAUUGCUCAGCUACUGGAUAUACUGGAAACUGAAAACAGCUACUACCUUGUCAUGGAACUGUGCCCUGGUGGCAACUUAAUGCACAAGAUCUAUGAGAAAAAAAGACUUGAGGAGCAUGAAGCACGCAAAUAUAUCCGGCAGCUUAUCCUGGCAGUUGAACAUCUUCACCGGGCAGGAGUAGUUCACAGAGACUUGAAGAUAGAAAAUCUGUUGCUAGAUGAAGACAACAAUAUCAAGCUUAUUGACUUUGGAUUGAGCAACUGUGCAGGCAUCUUGGGUUAUUCUGAUCCAUUCAGCACCCAGUGUGGGAGCCCAGCAUAUGCAGCCCCUGAACUUCUGGCAAGGAAAAAAUACGGGCCCAAAAUAGAUGUUUGGUCCAUUGGGGUAAACAUGUAUGCAAUGUUGACUGGAACAUUACCUUUUACCGUGGAGCCAUUCAGCCUGAGAGCUUUAUACCAGAAAAUGGUGGACAAAGAAAUGAACCCUUUUCCAACCCAACUCUCUACAGCCGCCAUAAACUUCCUACGAUCUCUACUAGAGCCAGACCCUGCAAAGAGACCCAACAUCCAGCAGGCGCUUGCAAAUCGAUGGCUUAAUGAGAAUUACCCUGGGAGAGCACCGCCUAAUGUCACAUAUCCAAACAGAAUUCACCUUGAGGACCUCAGCCAAAGUGUGCUGCUCCAUAUGACCGAGAAGCUCGGCUACAAGAACAGCGAUGUCAUCAACACUGUGCUCUCAAACAGGGCAAGUCACACACUUGCCAUCUACUUUCUACUUAAUAAGAAGCUGGAGCGCUACUUGGCAAGCCUUAGAAAGCCUGAAGGCCAGGACAAUAUUUGCCACAAGAACCAACUAUACCAGAUAGAAAAAUACAAGGCAAAUAAAGACUCCUAUGAGGACAAAAACCUCAAAGAACAAGACAGGAAAGGGGAGAUUCUUCACCGCCAGCUCCCAAAGAAAACUGAGAAAAAUCCAGUUGCAUAUAGACAGCCUUCUUCCUGUCUUAUCUCACAGAUACAGAACACCAAGGCUCUGCUGAAGGACCGGAAAAUCACCAAGGCUGGAAGUUCAGAGAAAGACUCUAGCGGUGGGGUAAGCCCUUUCCAUGAACCCUUGGCAACCAAGACGGGCUGCGUCACUUCCAGCUCCCUGGAGUACCUCGAAGUCCAGCAGCCGCCCCCCAGGACCCCUCGGCUCCUCAAGAGACAAGAAUCCCCACAGCAGGAGCCAGCCCGGAUCAGUGGCCGGGCAAAGGACUCUCCUCUCAUCCUGAAUAUCGUGCACUCCUUCGAGUCGGUUGACAGAGAGGACCAAAUAGACCAGGUUUCCCCCUCUCAUCAGUACAGGAUUUUAGGCUCGCCAAUGAAUUUUCCUUACAAAAGCUCAAGUGAAAGGACACUGUCCCCACUUUUUCAGCCAGGGAGUACGUCUCCUGUCCACCCCACCCAAGUCUCUUUCACAUAUGAAGAAAAAGCAUAUCCGGCAAAGGAAGAAGCAGUGUCCCCUACUCAGCUGGUUUCCAACAAUCCCUUGGGCAGCCCUAACUGUGUUAAAAGCCGAGGCAGAUUCCCCAUGAUGGGGAUUGGACAGAUGCUGCGGAAGAGGAACCAGACGAUGCAGUCAGCAAGUGACAAGCCGCUGGAAGCAAGGAUGCCUCAGCUGCAGCAGAUGAGCCCCACACAGAUUUCCUUCAACACAGCAGAUACUGUCAGUGGUCAGUGUUAGUCAGGCAUCCAGGGAUUUGCACUGCUGUCCUCUGGGACCUAACUUUUAACAAUAAGGGAAAGCCAGAGGCCUGUUACUGUUGCUAUGUAAUAUGCUUCAGUGGUCCAAUGUAGACAAUCAGAGGUCUGCUUGUAAGGAAGGUGUGGUCUUCUAUAUUAAAGUUGAAAGAAAAGGGCUCCGCUUGUGCAGUUAAGAAAUAUUGGCAUUUGGAAUCUGACUGUACAGUAAAACAUGCCUUGACAGAGCUACCUGAAUAUGUAUUUUUGCUGCUCUCAUCUAGUAUUGCAGUAAGGUUGAGUGGAAGAGCAGUGAGCAUGAACAGUGACUCAUCAAGGUAAGCUGUGUGGUGCCAUGAAUACCUAUCCCAUCCAGAAUCUGUGGUAAGACUGCUCGUGUUCCAUCUGCCUGUGCCGUGCAGUACACGGUACUGCUACAGACAUUGUUAAUGUAGCUAGGCAAGUAGAAAAACUCAAGAUACUGCAUCCAAUAACAAGCACUGCCAAGGAGUUGAAGUUGGUAGAAGCUUGAAUAAAGACACGAGUGAUCUAAACAUUCAAAAGUGGGAGUAUUGGAAGUCAAAGGAGAUUUUACUGUUAAUUACAUAAAGUAGCUAAUAACGCAAUCAUUUUUUUUUUUCCUAAAGAAAAUGAUGAUUUAAUGUCACUCAGAAGAAACAUGAUUAUUUUAAAACAAGUUUCAUCACAUGGAAAUUCACCGCGUUAGAGACCUGUUCCUUUAAUAUGAUGGGUCUGCAAGCAGAUACGUCAAACAGCAAUCCGAAUUGCAACAUGCUGUGUAACAAUCCAGUAACCUCCAAGUUUUGCAGCUAUACUAGUUCCAUGGCACACCUACAUGUAGGACUGUAUUAGUCCCUGUCACAGCAAGACAGCAUUGGACACCCCUGAAGGCUUUUCUGAGAGACUGCAGUGAAUUAAAAAAGACUAAUAAAGGACACAUGAAACCGUACCAAUGCUGUUUUAUACUGCACAAUUGGUAAUGCAGUGCUUACCAGAAGUUUGGUAUUAUUAUCAGUGGUGAAGAUUAGCUUUCUUAAAAGGCACCAUGUUCUGCAUAUUGGUCUCGUUUUUUUAAGUAAAUGAUACAUCUAAGAGGUUGGCAACAUUCUUUUGGUUCUGCUUUUGUCUUCAAACCAUUUCCAAAUCAGUAGGUUUAGCCAAAGACCGCUCUUUUCUUUUGUCUGUACCACACUUGCAUAUGAGUUUGUGUGUGCAGGACGUCUCAACAAAGCUUAUUCCAGUCUGAUUCCCAAGUGGGCAGUCCUGGCUUGCAUAAACCCUGCUACUGUCCUCCUACUUAAUGCAGAUUCGAAACCCAGGCAGCAGAGGUGCUGUCUUGGAAUUGUUGAAUGAUAGGGAUUUUGCGUUGCGAAUGUAGGUAGAGUCCUAGCCCCGUUUUCAUCAAAAAUUUUGCAAACAAUUUUGUGUCCCUGUUGGUUUGGUGUCUGUGCAAAUACUGAUGGUUGCCUCUGUUUGAGAAGCUUUCCUUCCAGUUUCAUGAGAAAAAUGGGCAGGGACUGGGGGAGGAUGGCUGGCAGAGGCAGGGAUGAAGAUCCCCAGCAGAGCCCCUAGCUGAGCACACGUUCCCAAUUCUCGGCAUAGAACAGGCCUUACACCAAAGUCUGCAAGGAAAAAAAAAAAGUGAACAGGAAUCCAAAUACUGACAGAGCAGAAAGCUGGACUGUUCGGUAUUUUGAAUGGUUACUGCAAAAGCAGCAGAGCGUGAAUGGCCAGAGCACCCUUCUCAUCCCUGCAGAUGGGACCUUCACCUCGGCUCUGAAACUGCCUGUCAUAGAAUCACCAGGUUGGAAAAGACCUCUUGGAUCAUGGAGUCCAACCUGUUCAGUACAGAGGAGUCUGUAUGCGUCUUGUACUCUUCAGUGUAGUUAGUGAGGACACUCACCUGUGUGGUAGUUAAACUACCUGUAAAAUAAUGUACAUUAAAAAAAAUCCCACUGUGAUAAGAAAGAUGGCCCUGAAAUCAUUUUACUAAUUUUCACAUUGAAAAAUGUCAUCUUCUGUUUGUACAGAGCACCUGGGGUCCAUUUUAGCUCUUCUUUUUGUUUAUAAACAUAAAAGCAUUUUCUUUUUCUUCAUGCUAAGAACACAUUAGUGCUGAAAAGCUAGUGAAUGGAGACCACUGAAAUCCCGUCUUUUGCAUGCAUUGAACUUCGGUACCUGAACAGAUGGGAGAUACUGACUUGAAUUACAAACUCAGGUUUAUUUGGAACCCAAUAAAAGGUUGGGAGAGGCAGGAAAGAGACAUGUAUUUUUUGUGGAAAACCCAGUAAAUAUGUGUAAGAAUCAGAAUGAAAACAGAAAUGUUAAAUCUUUUACUAUAUUUAUAGAGAAUAUAUGAGUACUAUACUGCUAAAACAUAACCAUGUAUCUAGCUUAGACAGUAGCUAUGUACAGUCAAACUGCAGUGACCAUAGAAAGGAUUUACAGUAGUGGAAAUUACAGGGGAAAAAAUGUAUUUGUUAUUAUUAUUAAAUAUAUGUACUUUUUGAACAAGAUUGCUAUGGACUGCUGAC